AUGCCGGGCGAGGCGGCCGCGGAGGCGGCGCCGGCGCCGGCGGCCACCGAGGCGCCGGGCUCCGGGUCGAGCCCCGGUAACAGCCACGAGAACGACGCCGGCGGCGGCGGAGGAGGUGGCGGCGCCAGCCGCGCCCCCGUCGUCAACGGCAGCAACGUGGAGACGCUGGGCAGAGGCGCGGGCAAACAGAUGGCGGCCGGCGGUGACAGCCGGCUGCUUCGGACCACCCUCCUCGCCGGCUGA
This is a messenger RNA of Gryllus bimaculatus (two-spotted cricket), 243 nucleotides long. Lineage: Eukaryota; Metazoa; Arthropoda; Insecta; Orthoptera; Gryllidae. The record is from the annotation of a GenBank genome assembly.